This is a messenger RNA of Pediculus humanus corporis (human body louse), 1110 nucleotides long. Its product is annotated as serine/threonine-protein kinase Nek8, putative. Gene Ontology annotation, cellular component: cytoplasm. Lineage: Eukaryota; Metazoa; Arthropoda; Insecta; Psocodea; Pediculidae. Bases 1 to 1110 code for a protein of 369 amino acids. The transcript has 4 exons. The record is from RefSeq and is a predicted model, not a curated record. Gene Ontology annotation, molecular function: guanyl-nucleotide exchange factor activity.
AUGUCUACCGGCAGUAAAAAGCGUUCAAAUACCGCUGCUGGAAAACGUCAGAAGAAUUUGGUCAAAAAACCCAGAAUUAGCAUUGUGCGCGAUGAGAAACCUAGUAUCACAAAAAUACCUGGAUUGGUUUUAACAUUUGGACAAGGGGAUGUAGGUCAACUUGGACUAGGAACAAGCAUAACGGAACGCGGAAAACCAAGUUUAGUUAAAACUUUAGAAAACAUUGUAGAUGUAUGUGCUGGUGGAAUGCAUACUGUUUGUUUAAGUAAAGAUGGAGUUGUUUAUACAUUUGGUUGCGACGACGAAGGUGCCUUAGGAAGAGAAGCUACUGAUGAAAAUUCCUUUGAACCUGGUCAGGUUUGCCUUCCAGGUUCUGCAGUUCAAAUAACAGCAGGUGAUUCCCACUCUGCUGCUCUUCUCGAUGAUGGUAGAGUUUUCGCAUGGGGAUCUUUUAGAGAUUCACAUGGGGCAAUGGGCUUGACUGUGCAAGGAAAAGAAAAAAGACCUAUUCAACUCUUACAAGAUAAAGUUAUAACAAAAAUCGCAUCUGGAGCAGAUCAUUUAGUCAUGUUAACUUUUGAUGGACAACUUUAUACCUGUGGUUGCGCAGAACAAGGCCAGCUCGGAAGGGUCUCUAACAGAUUUUCAUCAAGGGAAAGUAGGCAGGGUCUGUCUCAUUUGCUAUUACCUGGCCGAAUAUUAUUCAAUAAAAGAUCAAAAUAUGAUUUUAUUGAUCAUCAUACAAUGGCUUUGGAUGAAAAUGGAAAAGUUUACGUGUUAGGAAGAAAAGAUUAUGGGAGAUUAGGUUUGGGAAAAAAUUGUGAAGAUGCUAAAGAAUUGACAUUAGUUUCAACGCUUAGUAAUGAUGAGUGCACUGAUAUCGCAUGCGGUAGCUCUGUUUCAUUUGCUGUUACCAAAUCAGGCGCAUGUUAUGCUUGGGGCAUGGGUUCCAAUGGUCAAUUAGGAAUGGGAGAUGAUGAUAGUGACAUAUUCGAACCAAGUAAAAUCCUUGGAAAACAAUUAGAAGGUAAAAAUGUUCAUUUGGUUUCUGCAGGUGGACAACACACCGUGCUUUUAGUUCUUACAGCCGUUUCAAACGGUUCAACAUAG